Messenger RNA from Pochonia chlamydosporia 170, 1092 nucleotides. RefSeq lists its product as hypothetical. The coding region runs from base 1 to 1092 and encodes 363 amino acids. The transcript has 5 exons. The record is from RefSeq and is a predicted model, not a curated record. NCBI's taxonomy places the organism in Eukaryota, Fungi, Ascomycota, Sordariomycetes, Hypocreales, Clavicipitaceae.
AUGGCAUUAAACCGUCCAACCGGUGCUACAGUCAUUAUCGUCGAAUGGGUUCUCGUUCUCACGGCUGCGGUCCUAAUUUCAGCCCGCCUCUACUUGCGACUUAAAAUCAAUUCACAAAGUCUUACCACCAGCGAUGUGUUUGUCCUCUUGGCCUGGUGUACAUCCGCGGCCUAUUCAUCAUGCGACACCAUCAACCUCAGCCAGGGCGUUCUGAAUCCAGACGUCGAUAUGGCUCUCAGCGGAUUUAGUCCAGAAAUAGUGCAAGCAGCCAUGAAGACUUAUUUUGCUUCAACCCUUAUCAUCGCGACAUCCUUCUAUCUUUGCAAGGCGGCCAUCUUGUCCUUCUACUUCCAACUUGUCCCGCCAGUUUUGACGACUCACAGAAUGGUUCUCUGGGCUCUUGUCGCCUUUACGGUCCUUGGCUACAUCGUCUCCAUAUUGAUAUAUGUGAUUUGGACGGUUCCCGUGCACUGCAAUUGGUCCUUCAAUGACACCUGCAAUGUCUUGAUCAGCGCCAUGGAUAUCUUCCGGAUCGGGUGGGCUAUACAAUUUGCGGGCGAUAUCUUCAUCUUCAUAUUCCCGUUAUCUAUCUAUAGAGGCAUUCAAAUGGAUCGCCUUGUCAAGAUUGGCGUGUAUCUGAUUUUCGCACUCGGCGUCGUCAACAUCUCCUUCUGCCUAUCAAGAUUUUUAAUGAUAGAGCUCGACUAUGUCAAGGGCACAAAAAGCAGCUCCCUCACACUUUCGGCUCUCUGGGUUGAUGUCGACUUAAACGUCGGCCUGAUAAUUGCAUGCCUUCCAUCUCUGCGGCCGUACCUACGCAUGAUGCAGUCCGGCUCGCGCUCGGAAACCCCCGAGUUGGAGUUAAACAAGCACACGGUGCGGAAGAGCCGACCGUCGGUGAAGGAUCGCUUCCCUAGGAGCAAGGGUGGGUUCGAGGCAACGAAUAAAAGUCUCACCCCAUUAGAUUUAGAGGCGCAGGCGGAAUGGUAUCAUGAGUACAUGAGCAGAACUGAACCCUCAAAUAGGGCAAAUAGCGGGAGGAGCUUAGGCAGUGACGUUGAGCUAGUCGAUGCCGGACGCCAGACGAAUUAA